ACACCACAUUGCAGAUCCAUCGGUUCGCUUCGAACGCCUUGCAUGUUCAGAUCGGCGCACAUCUCUAUCAAUAUAAAAUAAUCGAUUCCAGCCAGGCACUGCAUCAAAAACGAUUCCACAUCUCACAGUUAAGAAUUGUCUUAGGUCUUCAUACCCCAUUUUUGGACAAGUGAUGCCCUGCAAAAAUCAAGUUCUCCCCCAUGUCAUCGCAAUGUGAACGUGGUCCGCUUACUAUUUCUACUGUUGAUUACUGGAUACAACACAUCGUAUUUCCAUUACAAGUACUUGUUUUGGGAGUUGUAAUCUAUGAUAUUGUACGGAAAACUUUGUCUGCCCAGACAAGGAUAGUGGCCAGAGCAAAUCUGCUGGUUUUGACGAUUCUCAAUGUCCUCAUCUUCGGAACCAUGCUCCCGCAAUCGCUAGGAAGUUUUUCCUGGUUUUUCGAGGAAGAGGCUUUUAGGCGUUUCUAUCACCACUCAAAAAUCCCCGUUAACGCCCUAUCCAAUCUUCUUUCUGCUAUGGAAAUUUUCAUCGCUUUAGCAAUUUGCGUAGAAUGCUAUCUACGCUCGAAAUCGUCUUCGCUUGCUAAGUGUUUUGAGUUGAAUGGACGUUAUGUCAUCUUCCUCGUCAUUACUGUGGUUUCAUCGAUAGCACUGACAGCUUACCACUUCGUACUAUACGAACUCGAUACCGCCUACAAAUGUAAUGGGACCAAACUCGUCGUGAGAAUCAGGCUCAACACCAAUUCUCUCAGGCCAGCCGCUAUAAAAUUCUGCAAUCUCACACAAGCUAUCGUAGUUAUCGUCAUACCCUGCAUCGUUAUGAUUUUGGUAAAUCGUAAGCAUGCAAAUCUUCUGCGAAGGAAUGUGCUACUUGGAACUUUCAAUGAGUGCCGGGAAUUGUUCAGUGUCGAAGAUGCUGUAGAACAGAGAAAAAAGAAGAUUUUGACGUACCUCUGCGUACUCACCGUCUGCUUCGUGUUUUCUCAUUUGUUGUCAUUCCUACCAUUUCUCUACGACCUCAUCCCAUCGCUCUACGAUUGGGGAUUCGCACAUGUCAUCACCGUCAUGAACAGCGUGCUAAUCACUGGAAAGAUCGUCACAUUGGCCAGUUGCUCGAAAAUGUGCCAAGAACUGGGACAUGUUGGACUCGCCUCCUACUAAAAGCAAAAUAUAUGGCGAAUGUCAGCAAAGUAUUUUGCUAAAUCAUAUAAAGUGACAGAAGCGGGUCUACAUGUUUGAUCUCCGCUUUUUUUUUUCUUUACGAGAGAAU
This is a messenger RNA of Cylicocyclus nassatus, 1272 nucleotides long. Lineage: Eukaryota; Metazoa; Nematoda; Chromadorea; Rhabditida; Strongylidae. The record is from the annotation of a GenBank genome assembly.